This is a messenger RNA of Triplophysa dalaica, 432 nucleotides long. RefSeq names its product mesogenin 1 (gene msgn1). The coding region runs from base 1 to 432 and encodes 143 amino acids. The record is from RefSeq and is a predicted model, not a curated record. Gene Ontology annotation, molecular function: DNA-binding transcription factor activity, RNA polymerase II-specific; protein dimerization activity; RNA polymerase II cis-regulatory region sequence-specific DNA binding. Gene Ontology annotation, cellular component: nucleus. The transcript has a single exon. Gene Ontology annotation, biological process: mesoderm formation; regulation of transcription by RNA polymerase II. NCBI's taxonomy places the organism in Eukaryota, Metazoa, Chordata, Actinopteri, Cypriniformes, Nemacheilidae.
AUGGCACAGAUCGAUGGCUGGGUGGACAUCGACGUCGCUACGGCGAAGAUUUUGUCCCGCUGGGAGUGGAGGAGAGAGGAAAGGACAUCUGGAGACGCGUCCUCGCCGGAGUCCUCCUUUGAAUCCAUGUGCUCGUCCCCGGAGAUGCGCUCGAGCUCCGAUGGAUCCCCGUCGUACACGCCGUCCGGACGCAAACACGCCCGCAUCUCCGAGCAACAGAAGCCCAAAGUGAAGAUGAGCAUGAAGAGGAGGAUGAAGGCGAGCGAGAGGGAGAAGCUGCGCAUGCGCAGUCUGGCGGAGGCGCUCCAUCAGCUGCGGGAUUACCUGCCGCCGGUGUACAGCAGGAGAGGACAGCCGCUCACCAAGAUCCAGACCCUCAAAUACACUAUCCAGUACAUCAAAGAACUGUCCAGCAUCCUUGACCAGCAAUGA